Mangifera indica (mango) is the source of this 3552-nucleotide messenger RNA. RefSeq lists its product as uncharacterized. The transcript has 12 exons. The coding region runs from base 161 to 3118 and encodes 985 amino acids. The record is from RefSeq and is a predicted model, not a curated record. Lineage: Eukaryota; Viridiplantae; Streptophyta; Magnoliopsida; Sapindales; Anacardiaceae.
CAUAUAUGAUUCUUUUUUAAAAAAUAAAAACAAAAACGAAAGUAAAUAUCCCAAACAGCCGGUCUCAUCCUGUCUCCCUGCACCUUUUCGUCAACAAGUAUAGUCUCUUCCCUUUAUUCCGUUCAAGUUUAACUAGGAGAAACCUACAUUAAACCAAAAAAUGGACGCUUACCAACAGCCCCACCGGUACAUGAGACCGCCACCGCCGUCUCUACAGCAACCACCCACGGCGGAUCAUAAUCAUCAACACCAUCACUUUCUUCACCAACACCAGCAGCAAGCACCAAGACCGCCACUCCCUCCACAUGGUAACCAAUGGUACGCCAACCAAUUCCACUACCAACAUCCUUCAUCUCACUCUCCAUCUCCUCCUCCCGCUUCUUCUUAUCCUCCGCCACCACCUCCUCCUCUUCCUUAUCCUGCGCACCACCACCAGAACAACAAUAACUACUAUCCUCUCCCUCCUCGACCUCCCGCGCCUCCGCAGAUUUCUCAAUCUUAUCCUCUGCCCAAUCAGGAUUGGGGCAAUACGAACUGGGGCCAUCACCAGCAAAGUUGGGAUUACGCUGCCCAUAGUGGUGCACAAGAUUGGGCUGCCAGGGCUAAAGAAUGGGCCAAUGCUAGGGCUGCAACUGAAAAUCAGCAUCUGCACUCCCAGUUUACACCAGUUUCCAGACCAGAAGAACAAAAUCAUUUCCAUGAUCAGUAUCCACAAGCUUCUGAUCUUCAUUAUGCAGAUACCCAACAUCAUACAUUUCCUGCAUCUGGUUAUCAACAGUUUCCAGUUCCAGCUGCAUCUUCACAGCAGCCACCAGUGGCUUAUCAGCAGGAGACUGCAUCUAUAAGUUCUGCUCCGUCUUCGUAUAUUCCUGAUGUGCAAUUACCUCAUGCUGGUAGAGAUGGAUCUUCAGCCAGAGAAUCAAAUGCUGGAUUUCCUCAUCAAGAAAGUUUACAUUCUAGUUCAUCUGUUCAUCAGCAGGAGGUACCUUCUAGUUAUUCUUCUGUUACAGGUAAAGAAGAGUCGGCAGAUCAAAAGGAGCACAUGUAUAGAUCAUUUUCUAUGCCCAUUUCCUCAGGUCAGGAAGGGCAGCCCUUUGCAUUUGGGAAUCAAGCAGCUGAUCCAAUUGUGGAUCUUAGUAAUCAACCUUUAGAAUUUGCUCCUCGGUUUAAUCAUGAUCCUGAUGUCCAUAUGCAAUCUAGCUAUGCUGCUCAUCAUGACUUGGUAGGAACGCUAGGAGGUGUUGACCCCGCUGCAGCAGUGGCUUCUGUUAAUUCAUGGAAUCCCCCUGUUGCAUCUGGUGUAGGUUAUCCUCCAAUUCCAUCUGUUCUCCAGUCAGGGCCGCAGCAUGAUCCUUCCAUGGCCAUAGCUUCAGUUCCUGGGCCAGUUGCACCUCAAUUUGGAAGGUUUCCUGGUCUGGGAUUCCAGCCAGCACUUGCGUCUACCAGUGCUUUUUGCCUUGGUGGAGGAGCUGCACUUCAUCCUUCAACAGCUUUCCCAGGUGAUGCAUAUGGGGUUUCUGGUGUUUCUGAGCGGCCUAAAAAGGCUCCUGUGCCUAACUGGCUGAAAGAGGAAAUAAUUAAGAAUAAAGCUGCCAUCACAAAGUCAUCUCUAGAGAAUCCAAAAGAGGAAUCAGAAUCCAUUGAUGAUGAAUCUGCUCCUAGAUCAUUUGGAAAAGGUGAUCAGGCAGAUAGCAAAAGCCUUGAUUCUUCGAAAUCAACUGAAGAAGAGGAUGACGAUGAGGAUUACAUGGAGGCAGCUAGAACUGCAGCAAUUAACCUGGAAAUAAAACGCAUCCUUACUGAAGUUCUUUUAAAGGUUACUGAUGAGCUCUUUGAUGAAAUUGCAACGAAAGUUCUAAUGGAAGAUGAUCUGACAAUUGAAGUUGAGCACAACAACAAUAUAUCAAAUCAUAAAGUCUCACCAUCUUCUCCAGCUGUUCCAACGCCAAAGGCAUCUGCAAAGGUUCUAGUUCCUGUCAGAGCCAGGGAAUCUGAUUCUGAAGAAACCAGUGAAAAAACUAGUUCCAGCUACCCUGGAGAUGUUUUAGGUCUUGCAAAUUAUGCCUCUGAUGAUGAUGCAGGAGAUGAAGAAAUUCAGAAUUCUGGCAUGACAAACUCUAGAAAUAAUGCUAUUCAGCAAUCAAGCACAAAUAAGCUUUCAGAAAAGUUAUGCAAUACAACUGAAAAUGGCUCACCUGUGGGACUUGAGGAGCAUAAUCGAGGUCUGACAAAUUUGGAGUCUGAUCCAAGGAAAAGUAAUGCCUCUACAACCAAAAAUAACAACAAUGGUGCAAGAGAGAGGCUUAAUGAAAAAAGUGUUGAUAGUGGAAAAUUGCUGGAUGGAAAUAAUGAUUCUGGGUUGAAUAUUAUGUCAGGAGAAAAGACUGGAGUGAAAACAAAAUCUGAAAUAUCUGGUGCAGAUAUUGGUACGAAAAAAUCAACAAAUGAUAAUUCUCAAAAUGCUGAAAACAGAUUGAGAUCAUUUAGAAGUGAUCGACAUGAAAGUAAAAAGGGUUCUAGAAAAGAAGGUGAUAAGGAAAUAGAGACUGGUCGCAGGGCCAGUGAGAAGGGAGAUGAAAAUUGUAGGAGGGAGGAUGAAAGACAUUUAAGAAAGGAAAAGACGGAUCAUCGGGAUGGUUCAAGAGAUAAAAGGAAAGAUUAUGAUGUUAGGCAUGAGGAAAAAGCUAAGGAAUCUAAGUCAAGAAAAAGAUCCACUAAUGUUGACGUUGAGGAUAGAAGAGACACAGAGAAACACCAUAGAUCUAGUACCAAAGAAUUUAUUGAUAAAGAACAUAAACAGUCAAAGGAGGAGGAUUCAUCAAGACAUAAACUUACAAGUGACUCAAGCAAGCAUAAGAGAAGGCGCUCCUCUUCAGUCAGCAGUAAGGGUAGAAACAGCAAGGAGAACUCAGUUAGUCUGGCCAACGAAUCAAGCGAUGACACAUCAGAUGACUCUAAAAGGAGACCACAUUCAAGAAAGAGUAAUUUUUCUCCAUCACCUGACAGGUCCAGGAGAAGACAAGUUACGCGAUCACCACAUAGCAAGCACUCUCAGCGCAGGCAUUCUCCCUAUCCUUCUCUUGAGAGGACCAGACAUAAAUUUCUGCAUGGUUUAUGAACUCUACUCGUUUGGCAGGGGAAAAAGGUCAAGAUCCAGAUCACCUGUGCGGAGGCAGAGAUGAUUAUAGGUUAUAUCUUUCGGUGUUGAUCUGAACUGUGAAGCACAAAGAAUUCUGGUUGGGUUUGAUGGGCCUGAAACUGAAGAUUUUGCUUAUGAACCUAUUGCAAACUCAAACAUGCCAAAGGAAGUUUGAAUCCUGUAGAAUUUGGUACGCGAAUUUGAUUUGAGGUAGUUCUGUAGGUCUUUAGAUGAUGAAUAUGUCAUUGUACCUUGCCCAGUUUUAAUAGAGAUUUGUGUCUCAGUUUUUGGGUUUCAUAUCCUGUAUUUCAGUGGCAAAUGUGUAGUUCUUUUUGUUUCCUGUAAUAAAGACGAGUGGUGGAUAUAAAACUAGUUAUUGUUAAGUUAUAGCAGAAUUUGAUGUUUUGAUAUAA